UUCCCAUCUUUUAUCAUUGGGAAUCCAGAAUAAUCAGAAUUUCUCUGCGCGGAUAAGCGGAAGAUCGAAAUCGAACUUCAAAUACCAAAUCGUUUACCUUCUUUGAUCCGAUCUCUUGCUCUGCACUUCGUCAGUAGUGAAAAUGUCUUCGACUUUCAGCGGUGAUGAAACUGCCCCCUUCUUCGGAUUCCUCGGCGCUGCUGCUGCCCUCGUUUUCUCAUGCAUGGGAGCAGCUUAUGGAACCGCGAAGAGCGGAGUUGGUGUAGCAUCGAUGGGUGUGAUGAGGCCAGAGCUGGUGAUGAAAUCGAUUGUGCCCGUGGUUAUGGCGGGAGUUUUAGGUAUUUAUGGUUUGAUUAUUGCGGUGAUUAUUAGUACCGGUAUCAACCCUAAGGCCAAGUCUUAUUACCUUUUCGAUGGUUAUGCACAUCUCUCCUCUGGUCUUGCUUGUGGUCUUGCCGGGCUGUCUGCCGGUAUGGCUAUUGGGAUUGUUGGCGAUGCCGGUGUUAGAGCUAAUGCACAACAGCCUAAGCUCUUUGUGGGGAUGAUCCUGAUUCUCAUUUUUGCCGAAGCUCUGGCUCUCUAUGGAUUGAUUGUUGGCAUCAUUCUCUCUUCUCGUGCCGGUCAAUCAAGAGCUGAGUAAAAAAGAUGGCCUUUGGCUUGGUGUUUGUUCUUUUAUUGUGAUCCAUGAAGAACUAUUUCUAUAUUUGCUCAGGACUUGAGCAUUGGUGUAUCCUGGCAAGUGUUUUCCGUUUCAAAUUAUUUUGUACUUGUGUAAUUGUUUACCCGCUGGACAGGGUAUUGGCUAUAACUGGAGGUAGAAUAUAGCGAUAGAAAUUAGUAUUUCCCUGCAAUAAAAUUAGCUUGUCAUCCGGUACUGUAACCUGUGGAUCGAUUGAAGCUCUUGUAGAAUAAUUGAGUACUAUUUAGGCCAUUUUACGUCAAGAAAACGUUUUGGUUGUGUGAGAGGAAC
Molecule: messenger RNA, 970 nt
Organism: Tripterygium wilfordii
Lineage: Eukaryota; Viridiplantae; Streptophyta; Magnoliopsida; Celastrales; Celastraceae
Product: V-type proton ATPase 16 kDa proteolipid subunit
Exons: 3
Coding region: 143-640 (165 amino acids)
Biological process (GO): proton transmembrane transport
Cellular component (GO): proton-transporting V-type ATPase, V0 domain
Molecular function (GO): proton-transporting ATPase activity, rotational mechanism
Source: RefSeq, a predicted model, not a curated record